Molecule: messenger RNA, 795 nt
Organism: Dichotomopilus funicola
Lineage: Eukaryota; Fungi; Ascomycota; Sordariomycetes; Sordariales; Chaetomiaceae
Product: putative GST-like protein
Exons: 1
Coding region: 1-795 (264 amino acids)
Cellular component (GO): cytoplasm
Source: RefSeq, a predicted model, not a curated record
AUGACAUACCACCUCCACAUCACCAACAAAAACUACUCCUCCUGGUCCCUGCGACCCUGGCUCCUCCUACGUGAACUCGACAUCCCCUUCGUCGAAGAAUACCACGAAAUGGUCUCCGGCACCUUUGCCCAGCCCCAAUGGCGCGCCUUCUCACCCACCGCCCGCGUCCCCUGUCUACACGUGGUCCCAAAGUCACAAAAUACCCAAGAAAACAAAGAAAAAGAAGAACCCCUAAUCCUCUGGGACUCCCUCGCCAUAACCGAAUACCUCUCCGAAACCCACCCGCACAAACCCAUCUACCCCUUCCACGCCCCCGCCCGCGCCUGGGCCCGUUCCGCCGUCGCCGAAAUGCACUCCUCUUUCGGUGCUAUCCGUUCCCAACUCGGCUUCAACCUCAACAUACGCAUCCGCCUCGGUCCCGAGGCCUUCUCCCCUGACUCCGAAGCCGGACGGGCGCUGGUGGCGGAUUUGAAGAGGAUUGAUGAGUUGUGGACAGAGGGGUUGAGGAGGUUUGGGGGACCGUUUUUGGCCGGGGGGGAGUUUGGGGCGGUGGAUGCGUUUUAUGCGCCGGUUGUGUUGCGGUUGGGGACGUAUGUCUUUGGGGAGGGGGUGGAUGGAAUAUUAGGGGAGGAGGCGAAGGGGUAUGUUGAGUUUAUGGUUGGGGGGGAGGUUAAGGGGUUGGUGGAGUGGGUGAAUGCGGCAAGGGGGGAGACGGCGAGGGAGGUGGUGCAUGAGAGGGAGUGUUUGGAGGGGAGGGGGAAGGAGGUGGUGGAGGUUUUGGGGGUGACUGCAUAG